Molecule: messenger RNA, 669 nt
Organism: Trichomonas vaginalis G3
Lineage: Eukaryota; Parabasalia; Trichomonadida; Trichomonadidae
Exons: 1
Coding region: 1-669 (222 amino acids)
Source: RefSeq, a predicted model, not a curated record
AUGUUUCUUGUACUUAAUGAACUCAAGAAUGUAGGUGAAGACAGACUUGCAAACUUCAACGCUUUGAAAUCAAUUAUUACGGAUAAUGAGAUUAGAAUUAAUGAAAAGAAUCAACCCAGAAGAACAGCUCAGAAUGUUGCCAAUUUCAUUUUCGUAACUAAUAACGUCUACCCCGUCAAAAUUGAAGUUGGAGACAGAAGAUACGUAGUUUUAAGGGUUAAUGGUAAAUUCAAGGGUCAAUUUGAUUACUUCAAGAAUUUAAUGGAUUCAUGCACUAAGGAAUUUUAUGAUAACCUUUUAACAUAUUUUAUGCAAUAUGACCUUUCAUCAUUUAAUGUACGAAUCAUACCGAUGACUGAAGCCAAACAAGAUUUAAUUGAAUUAUCAUCAAAUCCUUUAGAUGUAUGGAUAAAUACACAUUAUGAUGAAUUGUGUGCAGGUAUGACGUGUGAAAAUGCUUUAUUCUGCAAACCAUCAGACAUGAAAGACAAGAAUUUCCAAAUGAGCAUUAAGGAUAAAUGUGAUAGGAAACAGAGAAGAAUAGAUGGUAAACAAACAUGGUGUUAUGUUUUGAAAGAAGAAAUGAAAGGAUUAUAUAAACAGGUUGAACCAAACGAUAAUGAGGAUUCAUUUACUGACGAUGAAAUACCUGUAAAUGAGGCAGUAUAA